Dunckerocampus dactyliophorus (ringed pipefish) is the source of this 959-nucleotide messenger RNA. RefSeq names its product junctional sarcoplasmic reticulum protein 1. Lineage: Eukaryota; Metazoa; Chordata; Actinopteri; Syngnathiformes; Syngnathidae. The record is from RefSeq and is a predicted model, not a curated record. The coding region runs from base 129 to 857 and encodes 242 amino acids. The transcript is spliced from 7 exons.
CUGUGCUUGGCUGUCAGAGCUGUUCACAUUGUGAGCGCCGCCGCCACUGAGGAGGGGACAGCGGCUCUGUGACAAAGGUCCCUUGACGCAGCCCUGCUGGGACCCCUACAUGUCGAAUCAGGAAAGACAUGGAGGAAAGCUAUGAGACUUUCGAAGAAGAGCUCGGACCACCAAGAGAAGAUCCUCCUCCACAGAAGCCUGUUCGACAGCUCCGAAGACCAGAAAUGUACACCAACAGGAAAGUUAGAGAGGAAAUGUCUGCAGUUCCUCAGCAACCAAAAGUAGAACCAAAGACAAGUGCGCCCAGAAAACUUCCCUUAUAUAAAAGCAUGUCCAUCCAGAAUCUGAGUCAGAUUGAAACACCCUGGGAGAACGUCACACUCAACCGUUGUCUGUUUGUAGCCAUUACUAUCCUGGUGCUCACCUCAGGCAUGCAGAGACUCCAUGAGGCUCUGCGUGGUCAGGAAGGCACAGCAGAGAAGGAAGAGGUGGAAUUGACUGUGAGACAGCCAUCCAUGUUACGACACAGAGGGAAACCACUACAGCCCGAGACAACUCUGUGGGAAGUUUUGUUUUGGUGGCUGCCAGACCUUGAUGAUGACGACGACAAAGAUGACGAUGGAAAACGACAGGCGAGAAGGGGGGGUCUCCGAAAUAAACCAGUACCAGACAAAAAACUCUUGAAGCAACGAGAUGGGACAUUAAAGAGCAGGAGAGCCAAGAAAGUUAAAGACCAAAAAGCUAAAGUCAAGAAAGAGAAGGAUGCAUUUCAGAAACCUGAGGAGGAAAAUGAGGACGUGGUACCCAACACAAAGACACAGGAAAAGGAAAAGAAGAAAAAGACUCAAAAAGGAUGAUUUAUCUUCCUUGGUGUUAACAAAUUGUUGCAGUUUUUACCACAACUUCGAGCACAGGUGAAUGUGACUUGGCUGUCAAGACAAGAUAAGAAAUUUGAUUAA